GAUACCCAGGUUUGUAACAUAUGUAACACUGUACAUAUAUCGAUCCAGCAUAUUCGCAGAUCACCUACGACUUUGAAUUCGGAGCUCUCUCCUCGUUAGUGUUGUAGAUACCCCAUUCCCGACCAGGAUGCCCUGGCUCCGUAUCUUAGACACAGAAUCAAUAUUUCUACUCCACCCCAAGUCUUCAGUUUUGGGGAUGUGCUCACCAGGGCGUCCAGACACUCGCCUUAACAAAGAUGUACUGAAUUUCAUUCGGGUAUAUCGACAGGAAGUAACCGCGCAUCCCAUACAAAGCACACCAUCCCGGGACCUUGGUAUCUGGGACGAAGAAGCAAGCCCGCAAACGGAUGCAACCGGAAACAAGGCGGGGGAAGUUGGUAUCGUACAUGAACCGGUUCGCCAUUAGACCAAGGGUUCCCCGGUAUCUUGGUGCACAAAGAAGCAUACAAAGAAAGCAAAUUCCCCACCAUCGCGGUAUCGAAGAUUAUCGUCUCCCUCAUCU
Messenger RNA from Trematosphaeria pertusa, 502 nucleotides. RefSeq lists its product as uncharacterized. The transcript has a single exon. NCBI's taxonomy places the organism in Eukaryota, Fungi, Ascomycota, Dothideomycetes, Pleosporales, Trematosphaeriaceae. The record is from RefSeq and is a predicted model, not a curated record. The coding region runs from base 128 to 406 and encodes 92 amino acids.